Molecule: messenger RNA, 1628 nt
Organism: Halteromyces radiatus
Lineage: Eukaryota; Fungi; Mucoromycota; Mucoromycetes; Mucorales; Cunninghamellaceae
Product: anthranilate synthase component I
Exons: 5
Coding region: 57-1559 (500 amino acids)
Biological process (GO): L-tryptophan biosynthetic process
Molecular function (GO): anthranilate synthase activity
Source: RefSeq, a predicted model, not a curated record
CCUUCUUUUUUUUUCUCAUACAAACCUUUUUUUUUAAUAAUAACAAUUCAACAACAAUGUCAUUAAAACUUCGUCCUACUUUAGAAGAAAUACAAACCAUGGUAGCGGAAGGUCAAGGAAAUACCAUUCCCAUCUACGCUGAAUUGGAAGCCGACUUCUUAACACCUGUUUCCGCGUAUUUAAAAGUAGCUGAUAAAUGUGAUUAUUCCUUUUUACUUGAAUCUGUUGCUGGUGGUGAAACUAUUGGUCGGUAUUCUUUUAUUGGUGCAGAUCCUUACAAGUUAUUAAAAGUAGGUCCUGAUCAAGAUAUACAAGGAGAUCCUUUGAUUGCUGUUGAAAAAGAAUUGGAACAUAUCAAAUACGUCAAAAUACCAGGUCUUCCUAGCUUUACUGGAGGUGCGGUUGGAUAUAUUGGUUUCGAAUGCUUUGAAUAUUUUGAACCUAGUGUGAAAGGUGAUUUGAAAGAUCCUGUUGGACUUCCCGACGCGGUGUUUAUGCUUUGUGAUACUUUGGUGAUCUUUGAUCGCGUACGUCAGGUGAUUAAUGUAGUAUCUCAUUAUCGAAGUGACAGCAAGGAUAAGGAAGUCAUCGAACGUGAAUAUGCACGUGCUGCUGGUGAAAUCGAAACUACAGUAUUUUUAUUGAAUCAAGAACACAUCCCCAAGGUCCCGCAAUCACCAAUCCAACUUGGUCAAGAAGCAGUCUCUAACGUGGGUAAACAAGGUUAUAUGGAUUUUGUAUCGACAUUGAAACAUCACAUCAAAGAAGGUGAUAUUUUCCAAACAGUACCUUCUCAACGGCUUGCACGACCUACUACUCUACACCCAUUCAACGUCUAUCGUCAUCUACGAUCCCUGAAUCCUUCUCCUUAUAUGUUUUACGUCAAUUUGAAAGGUUUUACUAUUGUUGGUGCAUCUCCUGAAACAUUGACAAAAGUACAAGAUCGUGUGGUAUAUACACAUCCUAUCGCUGGUACAAGAAAACGUGGUAAAUCUAUACAAGAAGAUCAAGAAUUGGCGGCUGACUUAUUAGGUGAUCCAAAAGAACGUGCAGAACAUGUCAUGUUGGUGGAUCUCGGUAGAAAUGAUGUGAAUCGUGUAUGUGAUCCUUCUUCGGUAAAAGUGGACAAAUUGAUGGAAAUCGAAUUAUAUUCUCAUGUCAUGCAUAUUGUAUCCAAUGUAUCGGGAACUCUACGACCUGAUAAAACUCCUUUUGAUGCUUUCCGAGCCAUUUUCCCUGCUGGUACUGUAUCUGGUGCUCCCAAGAUCAAGGCUGUUGAAUUGAUUCGAAAGUUGGAAAAAGAAAAACGUGGUGUCUAUGCUGGAUCGGUCGGACAUUUUGAUUAUUCUGGUGAUUUGGACACUUGUAUUGCCAUUCGUACUAUGUUAUUCAAGGAUGGUGUAGCCUACUUGCAAGCUGGUGGUGGAAUUGUGUACGACUCUGUAGAAGAGGAGGAAUAUCAAGAAACUAUGAAUAAAAUGGGAUCAAAUCUUGCCACUCUUACUCAAUGUGAACAGAAGGUGUGGGAACAACAACAAGCGGAAAGCCAAUCAUCAUGAUCUUUCCUUUAGUAUAAUAUAGUAGUAGUACGUAGAUUUUUUGAUAUCCAAAUGAAACGAAAAAUAUAU